GCCACCCGUAAAGAAAGAAAACAAAAAAGGUCAAAAAACCAAACCAGAAUCAUUUGCUUGGAGGACGAAGAAGAAAGGUUGCAUACAGAAGAGAAGAGAAACCUCAGUUUUGACCUCGUAAAACCCGUCCUUUCUGUAUUCCAGUCUCUACUCAAUGUGAACUCCAUAGAAAAUCAAACCCCACCAAAAAAAAACCCACCAGAUCCAUCUCUCUCUUCCAAUAAUAAACCAACCCACCCCACAACAGUCAGAUCAUCCAUAACCCACCAAAACCCACUUCAAUUUCCUCAAAUUAAGAAACACCCACCACCCAUAAUCUCUCCAAUUGGGUCCUAACCGACCGAUCUGAUCUAACUCAGGCGGUGGCGGUAACGAUGGCGGACAUAGUGAAACAGAUCUUAGCGAAACCCAUCCAACUAGCCGACCAUGUAGUCAAGUCCGCCGACGAGGCCAGCUUCUUCAAGUCCGACUGCACCGAGCUCAAGUUCAAGGCCGAGAAGCUCGCCGCGCUGCUCCGCCAGGCCGCACGCGCCAGCAACGAACUCUACGAGCGCCCCACGCGCCGGAUCAUCGAAGACACAGAACAAGUACUCGACAAGGCCCACGGGCUGGUCCAGAAGUGCAGGGCCCACGGGCUCGUGAAGCGGGUGUUCACGAUCAUACCGGCGGCGGCGUUCAGGAAGAUGUCGGCCCAGCUGGAGAACUCGAUCGGGGACGUGUCGUGGCUACUGCGCGUGUCGGCCAGUGAUGGCGGCGAUGAGUACUUGGGGCUGCCGCCGAUCGCGGCGAACGAGCCGAUUCUCUGCCUCAUUUGGGAGCAGAUCGCAAUUUUGUCUACCGGGAAGCUUGAGGAUCGGGCCGACGCCGCAGCCUCACUCGUAUCGCUCGCGCGCGACAAUGAGAGGUAUGGGAAGCUGAUUAUCGAAGAAGGCGGAGUUGCGCCGCUACUGAGGCUAGUGAAAGAAGGCAAAGUAGAAGGUCAAGAGAAUGCAGCUCGAGCUAUUGGGCUUCUGGGCCACGACCGAGAAAGUGUUGAACAGAUGAUUCAAGCGGGCGUGUGCCAAGUGUUUUCGAAAAUCCUCAAAGAUGGUCCAAUGAAAGUUCAGGCCGUUGUAGCCUGGGCAGUCUCAGAACUCGCAGCCCAUCACUUCCCUUGCCAAGACCUCUUUGCCCAACACAACAUAAUCCGGUUACUUGUUAGCCACCUCGCUUUCGAAACCAUUCAAGAACACAGCAAGUAUUCCGUCACCAGCAAAUCACUCCAUGCCAUUGUGGUUGCAACCAACAAAUCUCCAAAUGGUUAUUCAAAUGGUUAUUCAGAUGGUUAUUCGAAUGGUUAUUCUAAUGGGUCACACAACCUCAGCAAGCCAAGUUUGAAUGGGAACACCGAGGUGGAUGAUCCAAUGAGUCACGGUAAAACCCAACAUCCGUUGGGUAAUAAAGAAACUCAUCAGAUGCACAAAGUGGUUUCCACCACAAUGGCUGUCAACAACCAGUCUAAGUUGCAACAGAGUAAUGGCGUAAAUCCAACCAAUCAAGCCAAACAUGUGAGAACCAACAGUAGUCAUUCGCUUUCUGGGGCUAUAACAAAAGGAAGAGAAAAUGAGGAUCCGGAAACAAAAGCCUACAUGAAAGCAAUGGCAGCAAGAGCCCUAUGGCACCUAGCAAAAGGGAACUCACCCAUUUGCCGAAGCAUAACUGAAUCAAGAGCCCUUUUGUGCUUUGCAGUACUACUGGAAAAAGGACCUGAUGAUGUGAAGUACAACUCUGCCAUGGCCUUGAUGGAGAUCACUGCAGUGGCUGAGAAAGAUCCGGAUUUAAGGAGAUCGGCAUUCAAGCCCAAUUCACCCGCUUGCAAGUCAGUUGUGGAUCAAGUACUGAAUAUCAUCGAAAAGGCCGAUUCUCAUUCGGAACUUCUUAUACCAUGUAUGAAGUCCGUUGGUAGUCUGGCUAGGACUUUUCGGGCAACUGAGACGAGGAUGAUCAGCCCAUUAGUGAGACUUCUAGAUGAGAGAGAAGCAGAGGUUUCUAGGGAAGCUUGCAUUGCCUUGACAAAAUUUGCCUGUAAUGAGAACUAUCUCCACCUUGAUCACUGCAAGGCUAUUAUAGAUGCCGGUGGAGCAAAGCACUUAAUUCAGCUAGCUUAUUUUGGAGAGCAAAUUGUGCAGAGUCCUUCGGUGACUCUGCUUUGUUACAUUGCAAUGAAUGUUCCAGAUAGUGAACAAUUAGCCGAAGCCAAGGUGCUUACUGUGCUUGAAUGGGCAUCGAAGCAACCUCUAUUGGCACAAGAUGGAGCUAUUGAGGCAUUGCUGCAAGAGGCCAAAUGCAGGUUAGAGCUUUAUCAGUCCAGAGGAGAUUCGAGGCGAUUCCCUUGAUUCAAUCAACCUUUCAAAUUGCAUGUUGUUAGGUGAACUUUUUGUUUGCCAUUUUUUUUCCUUUUCCUUUGUUUUUAUUCCCAUUGAGUGUACAUACAAUUUGUUCUAUGCAUUUUUUUAGAGGUUAUAACAUGUUCCUUUUUCUGGUAA
Rhododendron vialii is the source of this 2525-nucleotide messenger RNA. RefSeq lists its product as uncharacterized. The record is from RefSeq and is a predicted model, not a curated record. The transcript is spliced from 2 exons. NCBI's taxonomy places the organism in Eukaryota, Viridiplantae, Streptophyta, Magnoliopsida, Ericales, Ericaceae. Bases 375 to 2375 code for a protein of 666 amino acids. Gene Ontology annotation, biological process: cell surface receptor signaling pathway. Gene Ontology annotation, molecular function: protein binding.